Paramecium primaurelia is the source of this 1002-nucleotide messenger RNA. The record is from the annotation of a GenBank genome assembly. NCBI's taxonomy places the organism in Eukaryota, Ciliophora, Oligohymenophorea, Peniculida, Parameciidae.
AUGACCCGAUAUAGGUUCUCAAGUCAUUUUGGGGAAUAUGGCAAUAAUAUUUUUGUAAGACAUUUUAUGUUUUUGUGCAAAAUCUAGUAUGACCCUCAGAUAUAGAUUGUCACCUCUCCAGUAGAAAUCCAGGUCAAAAUAUUUUAUAACUACUUAUUUGGGUAAGUGUAUCUUAAAAAAUUUUUUAGUUAAUAUACAUCUCACUACAUCAUCAAAGAGGGAAUUUAAAAAUGUAGUAGAGAAAUUUAGCUCUGUUUCUUCUAUAAUCGGAAUAGAUCUCAACUCUACUAUUAAGAGCUCAUUAUAUCAAUUGCAUAUAUCCUAUUCGCAAUUAUAUACAUUUAAAUGAAGAAUGGUAAGUUUCAAAUUGUGAUUACGAACUAUUUCCAAAAGGAAUAUGGAAAUAUUAUUGUAGUUAUAAAUGUCUAAUAUCUUUUGAUUUGUAUUAUUAGAGUACUUAGAUUGAUAAUAAUAACUUAACAUUUACUCACUACAUCACCCUAUGAAUAUUAAUUAGACUCAGGGUUUUGUGAUAAUAAAAAAUAUGAAAUUUUAUAAAUAAACAUAACUCAAAAUAAAGCUUCCUUCUUAAAUUUCACAAUUUCAACAAAUUUAGUAGGAGGUUUUAUUUUAUAAAUUCAUUCUGGUUGGUGGCACUAUAUUAUAAAUCCCGCAUUUUUUUUGUAUUCUUUAAAAUCAAUCAAAUUUUCAAAAACUGAAAAUUUGGACGUUUUAUCACCUCUCACUGCAACCAAGUCGUCUUUAGUCCAUUAGUCAGCUAUAAUGUUAUAUCUAAUGUUGCCUGGAAUGUAGAAUUUGAUAUUUAAUACAUAUUUUUUGGUAGAGACUACACCUUAAGUUUAUCUAUCAAAAACCUCAAGAUUUAGUUUAAAGGUUGAUUUGGUAAAUGUAAUUAAAAAGUUUGAAAUUGAUUAACAAGAGGGAAAGAUAAGUUAAGUAAUAAAAAAGGAAGGGAGCGUAUUUUUACUAUUAAUGUUUUGA